This is a messenger RNA of Caenorhabditis auriculariae, 2331 nucleotides long. The record is from the annotation of a GenBank genome assembly. NCBI's taxonomy places the organism in Eukaryota, Metazoa, Nematoda, Chromadorea, Rhabditida, Rhabditidae.
AUGAGCCAACGGUUGGCGGAGAUGCCUCCGUCAACCUCCACCGUCUUUCUGGCUCAAGCGGGACCGAGCAGUGCAGAAAACGGGUCUCCGGGAAAAAAUGGAGCUCGAAUCGUAAUUUCAAAAGUCAAGAACAUGCUUUACUGCGCCGUCUGCGGAGAUUCGGUUUGUUUUUGAGCUGAUAGCGAGUAGUAAGGUCGCAAAUCCAUUCAUCAUUUUUUUUGCACUCGUGCUCAUAAUUGGUCUUAAUACACACAACUUUUCGGAUGCAAGUCAAUGAGGAAGAUUAUAAUAACCGGAGGUUAUAUGUUGCCAAAGAAUCAAUUCAAAAUCGACUUUCUUCAUUAUCGAGACAACUCUCUGAAAUACAUUCCACAAAAAAUCAUUCAGGCCCUCGGGAAACACUACGGCGUCUUCGCGUGCAACGGCUGCAAAGGAUUCUUCCGCAGAAGUAUCUGGAAGAGUCGCACCUACAUCUGUCGCUUUGGCGGCGACUGCCCAAUAGAAAAAGGUCUUUACUCCAGAAAUCUUGUCAUCUGACUCAUCUAUCUAGAAACGAAUUUUAGUUAAAGAAUUGAGAAACUUCAUAAAUAAUUGAGCAGUGAUUCAGCACCAGAAAGUUGAAAGGUUGUUUUUGCAAAAAUUCAAAACUUUCGGCUUGAAAAUUACUCUUCUUUCUGGGAAACCUGAAACAAAACAAGUUGUCAGAACAGAGAAACGCUUGCCGUGCGUGUCGACUAACUAGAUGUCUCAAAGUCGGGAUGAAUCCUCGUGCGGUUCAAGGCGAAGCCGUCGAGGAGCCAGAGUGGGACGAAGAGGCGAUGCCGGACACCCGGUCAGUCUGUAGGACACGAAGCCAAAUGAAUUAGUCACUUUCGUUCUAAGCCGCUGGAGUUUUCGAAAAGUGACAAAAGGAAUCACCAGCUUAUCUUGACGUGGACCAAAAACGCAUACUUUUCAGAGACAGCGAGACACAGACGGACGUCGCCCAGUGCUCGUCGUACACUCUUGAUUACCACCGAAAAAAAGUGAUCACCACCAAGCAUCUCAGAGCACACGUCCCUUUUUCAGAGGAAAGAAGAGGUGCUACGGACGCUGCGAGAGGUCUUCUCACGGACGGACCAUCCUGAAAAUGGCCAAGGGCCAAAAAGCGGCUCCUACGACUUCAAGCACGCCUUCUACAACAACCAUCUGGUCUCCUUGAGAACACCGGUUGGUUACUCAUCUCGAUGAGCAAAGCGCAUCCCGUUAUGCAGUUGACGCCGACGGGGCACAGACCGGCAACGAUAUCCGACGUCAUCAACGACUUCAGGCGCACAUUCGUUCUUUAUUCUGACCUCCUUCUCUCAGUAGCGGAGUUCCAUAUGUGCUGUGAGGAGGACAAGGUUCGUUUCAUUUUGAACAUUAAUCCUAUAUUCUGUGUGCCACGACUUGAAAUUUCACCGAACGACAUUCCGCUGUUCCGUUGCGUGCUUUCGCGAAGCGUCAUUCGAAUUUAGGUCACGCUUUCAAUGGAUAGUGUUAUUGCUGCUGGAGCACAUGAAAUUGGAGUACCUUAAUAAAAGAAAAAAGUUAAAAGCGCGACCAAGGUUCACAAAGGCGCAUCGGAAUGUCGUUUGAUGAAAUUCCGUCGUGGUACUCAGGCUAUAUUUAAAAAAAUUUCAGAUGAAAAUAGCUAAAUCGAGGUUUGCGGCAUUUUAUUGGUGGAUGACGUCCAAUUGGUCGGUGAUCGCAGGCUGUCCAGGCGUUUGCUACAGCAACGGUACUUACCACCCAAGCGAUCCAGCCGAACAGCCGAUGCCCAAAAUAGACGUCAAGUGAGGAAGGCACCAAGCCAACCAUUCAAAUCUCUACUUAAGAGGUGUGUGUCAAACUUGCACCGAAACUCUCAUUCUGCCUUUGAAAGAGCUCAAAUUGACGGAAGAAGAGCGGCUCAUAGGAGCUCUGCUCGUCAUCUUUGCUGACGGUGAGCUGCAAAUACCAACAUUCUAGCUGAAACCCAUUUUAGCUGUACCAAAUGUGACCGAAGACACAUCGAAUAUACUGGAAAAAGCACGCGACAAUUACAUCGAUAUUUUGAUGAGUUGCUGUAAUGCUGAUGGAGACCUCGAAACUGCAACGAGAAUAGGGAAAAUAAUACUGCUGGUAUCUUCGAUAACGGUAUGUCGUCUUACGUAUUUGGAAGACAUUUCUAUUCAUUUUUUUUUUCUUAUUUUACAGAGUCUCAUAUUCCGCUCAACAGAUAACAUCCAACUCUCCGCUACUCUCCAUGUCGUGGUCUCUGACGACUGGACUUCAGAACUUAUGGACCAUCGAUACAAGCGCCAAUUUUGA